Messenger RNA from Numida meleagris (helmeted guineafowl), 8592 nucleotides. It is a transcript of the gene CLCN1, whose product is annotated as chloride voltage-gated channel 1. Gene Ontology annotation, cellular component: membrane. Gene Ontology annotation, biological process: transmembrane transport; chloride transport. NCBI's taxonomy places the organism in Eukaryota, Metazoa, Chordata, Aves, Galliformes, Numididae. The record is from RefSeq and is a predicted model, not a curated record. The transcript is spliced from 23 exons. Gene Ontology annotation, molecular function: voltage-gated chloride channel activity.
AUGAGCUAGAGUAGAGACAUGGAAAGCUCAAAGAGUAUGACGCAGGAAUCUGGAUCGAAGUCAGCUUUGUGGGGGGGUACACCGCAAUACGACUAUAUCUGCUUUGAGAAAUGCACCCGUUACGGGAUACCCUUGGAGGCAGGACGAGAGGCCGGGGGGACAGGGGACGACCUGCACUACCUGGAGAACUCCCUCAGCCACCCACAGCUUUAUGGACAAUACACAGACCAGAUAACUGACUUUGCUGAGAAGGAAGCAGCAAAACUGAAUACAAAGCAGGCACAAAAGAACAACGAAAGGCCCCUGAAACGUGAGAGUCAAGUAGAGAUAAAAGAAGAACGCUAUUCCAAAUGCCAAGACUGUGCUAGACGCAUCCAGAAAUAUGUUACCAGGAAGCUUGGAGAGGACUGGAUUUUCUUGGUGCUGUUGGGUCUGGUCAUGGCGUUGGUGAGCUGGGGAAUGGAUUACGCCAGUGCGAAGAGCCUACAGGCCUACAAGUGGAUGUACAGAGAGCUGCACCCGAAUGUUCCUUUGCAGUAUCUGGUGUGGGUAGCAUACCCACUUGUUCUCAUUCUGUUUGCAGCCAUCUUCUGCCACCUCGUCUCUCCACAGGCUGUUGGAUCUGGGAUCCCAGAGCUCAAGACAAUUAUGAGAGGAGUGGUCCUCAAGGAAUAUCUCACUCUCAAAGCAUUCGUGGCCAAAGUUGUGGGCCUUACAGCUGGGCUUGGAAGUGGCAUGCCUGUGGGGAAAGAGGGCCCUUUUGUGCAUAUUGCCAGUAUCUGUGCAGCAGUACUCAGCAAGUUUAUGUCAAUUUUCUGUGGUGUAUAUGAGCAGCCAUACUAUUACACAGAUGUCCUGACUGUAGGUUGUGCUGUGGGUGUCGGUUGCUGCUUUGGGACACCACUUGGAGGGGUCCUUUUCAGCAUUGAAGUCACUUCCACUUACUUUGCUGUGCGCAAUUAUUGGAGAGGUUUCUUUGCAGCUACCUUUAGUGCCUUCAUUUUCCGAGUCCUUGCCGUUUGGAACAAGGAUGCAGUUACCAUCACAGCACUAUUCAGAACUAACUUCCGCAUGGAUUUCCCCUUUGAUCUGCAAGAAUUGCCAGCAUUUGCUGUAAUAGGGAUAUGUUCAGGAUUCCUUGGAGCAUUUUUUGUUUAUCUCAAUCGCCAAGUGGUCCUAUGCAUCCGGCGUCAUACAGCUCUAAGCCGGUUUCUCACCAAAUACUGCCUCAUAUACCCUGGGUUCAUAACCUUCUUUAUAGCAUCUGUGACCUUCCCUCCAGGGUUUGGGCAGUUCAUGGCAGGAGAGUUGAUGCCACGGGAAGCCAUCAGCUCUCUCUUUGAUAACUACACCUGGGCAAAAUAUACAGGAGACCCUCAGGUCCUAGGGAAAUCUGCUGCCUGGAUCCACCCCAAAGUCAGUGUCUUCAUCAUCAUCCUACUUUUCUUUCUCAUGAAGUUCUGGAUGUCUGUCAUCGCUACCACGAUGCCAAUCCCCUGUGGAGGCUUCAUGCCUGUUUUUGUUCUGGGUGCUGCAUUUGGACGUCUUAUUGGAGAAAUCAUGGCAUCACUCUUUCCCGAUGGGAUCCUCUUUGAUGGUAUUGUUUACAAAAUCUUACCUGGAGGGUAUGCUGUCAUUGGUGCAGCAGCUCUGACAGGAGCAGUGAGCCACACCGUAUCCACUGCAGUGAUCUGCUUUGAGCUGACAGGUCAAAUUUCCCACAUCCUGCCCAUGAUGGUAGCUGUCAUUCUUGCCAACAUGGUGGCCCAGAGUCUGCAACCCAGUCUCUAUGACAGCAUCAUCCAGGUGAAGAAGUUGCCCUACCUGCCAGACCUGGGCUGGAAUCAUAUAAGCAAAUACAAUAUCUUUGUUGAAGAUAUUAUGGUCCAAGAUGUGAAAUUCGUCUCCUCCAACUGUAAAUAUCGAGACUUGCAAACUCUACUCCAAAGCACCACUGUUAAGACUUUGCCUUUAGUGGACUCACCAGAAACCAUGAUCCUUUUGGGGUCUGUGGAGCGAUCCGAACUGCAGGCACUCCUCCAGAGACACAUCAGCCCAGAACGCCGACGGUGCCUCAACAGACAAAUGCAGCAGAAGCUGGCUGAGGCACCUUACGAUGGACACAGCAAGGGAUCAGGAGCAACCCUGCCAAAGCUGAAGCAUGAAUCUUUUGCAUAUGUUGAUGAGGAUGAUGAUACAGACGAGAAGGCAGAGCAGCCUCAGGCACCAAGUCCCACCCCUAGCCACCCAGAGGAGCCCAAUGGCCCAACAAAUCCUCUUAAACCGCCACCUGAAAUUUUGGAGCCACAGCAAUCCUCAGACAGUUUCCGGAAUUUGAGGCAACUGAUCCAGCAGCUCUUGUGCCCUUACAACCGUCGACCUGAAACACAGAGUGCUGUCCAGGAGCCAGUGGAAGUCAUUGAGACAAUGACACCAGAAGAGAUAGAUGCUUGGGAACAGGAGGAGUUGGAAAAGGAUGUCUGCUUUGAAUACUGUCGUAUAGACCCUUCUCCUUUCCAACUGGUGGAGAGAACCUCCCUGCACAAGACACAUACAUUGUUUUCAUUACUGGGCCUCAGCCAUGCCUAUGUAACCAGUAUGGGGAAGCUGAAGGGAGUGUUGGCUUUGGAAGAGCUUCAAAAGGCAAUAGAGGGCUCCACACGCUCGGGAGUUCGCCUCCGCCCUCCCCUUGCCAGUUUCCGUGACACAAACCGGACUUCAAUCAGCGGUGAAAAGGUCAGCCAGGGUACUCAGGUGUGGAGCCAGCAGGACAACAGCAUGGUGGGAGCGCAGCAAGCAGCAGACUUGGGGACAAAGAGCCCACUACCUCUCUACUCACACUCUCCACAGCCCUCUCACUUACAUGAUGAAGGGGAAGGCCUGUGCUCCAAUUAUGCCACUGAUACUGAGUUGGAAGAGAUGGAGCUGACAGGACCAGUUAAUGAAAACAUCUCAGACAUCCUGAAGGACAUCAGCCUACACUCCACUGAUCUGGAUGAAGAUGAGGAUGAAGAUGUCACCUUAUAGGUGGUGUGAGGGCAUAGUCCAUCAUGUUCUUCACUUGAGCCAGUCUUGAGUAUGCUCCUCAAAGAGAAGCUUUUGGAUGCUCUUUGUAAAACCCAAAGAGAAUUGAUUCAGUUGGGGGAAGGAACAUAGGACUGAACCUUUUUUUUCUGCUGCUUUAUAUACAAACAACAGUUGGGUUAUUGAGCUGUAUACAGGAGUCAGAUGUAGACUGCAAGGUGACUAAGGGCAGGCUCAAAACGUUAAAGGCCUCGGCUUUCACUUGUGGUGAGCAAGUGUCUACAUAACAUGUCAGAAAAGAUCAUAAGAGGACGUGAAUACAGUCAGGACGUGAAACACAGUCAGAAUGCCCUGGGUCAAUCUGCCAUACAGAAAGUGGAGGGGUUGCAACUCUUCUAAUUUUUCACUAGUGUCAUCCUUCUAGUCACACCUGACCUGCAUGCACCAGUGCAAACCAGACCUCCAGCCAAGAAGCGUACUGCUGCUUCUGUCUGCAGUCCCAUCCACGUAGCUCCUUUUUGCAAGCUCUUAACUUGCACCCCCCAAAACAUUCCCAUCUAGAACACUUUUCCUCUUUCUUAAUUUUUACUCUGGGAUCUUCCUGGGUGGAACUGCAGUUAGGAGUUUCUCCUCUGACCUUUAGCAGAGCCAUGCCCUAAAAUCAGGUGGAAGGAAAAUAUGUGGUCUACAUCUCCUGUCUUGAAUUAGCCAGGGCUCAAAGAAAAGCACUGAAAGUGAGGAAGCCUCUGUCGUCCCAUCUCUAGAAUUUUUAAAUAGAAUGUGAAAACCUUAAGUGGGGGCAUCCUCAGUGUUGGAGGGAGAGGAGUAAAACAGCAUGUAUGCAGAUGUAUUUUAAUAUCUGUGUCUCUCUAAACCACUGUUGGAAUUUUUACAAAGUUACAGUCUUAAAAUACAAGAACUUACUUAAAAUAAAAAAAAAAUAUAUGGAGUGCCAAGAAAUACAGCAGAGGAAAGUCACAUUUUCUAUGCUCUGGAAACAGGUUCAUCAAUAAAACUCCUGCUCUUUUUCCUGGUAAUUCUACCCUACUUACUUUUCACAUAUUUCUGCAUAUCUCAGAUCAGAGAAUUCUAGCUCUCACUUUUGCCAGUGUCUCCACUGUGACUAGUAGUAGAGACCUCAGCUCUUGUCUACAGCAUCCCUCUAUUCCAGAUGUAGAUCUGGAUGAGGUCUUGAUCUGUAUCUUGCAAAGAGAUGUCUCAUAACUCUCAUAACGUGUCAUGGAUGCAAAACCUUGGCAUCCAAGGGUAAGAUGUUGCUUUAACUCACUGUCUUUGUGGGGUUUUCUCAGUAAACAUACAGAAUUCAAUUCGGCCUAUUCUGCAGCUUUUCUCUAACAUUCUAUUUCUCUUUCUGUCACACUUUUGGUGUGUCAAAACACUUAGAUGUGAUCCCAAGUAGUCCACUGGAUGUGUUUCUGCUUAUCAGCAACAGAGAAAAAAAUUAUGCUCUGAGAAUAUAUUCUUGGGAAUAUUCCCCUAGAUAUUGAGCCACAUCCCCUUCCCUAAUAUUUAUAAAGCAUUAUCUGAUUUAGAAUGAGCAGUUUCACCUCAGCAGGUUUUCCAUAAGCUGUCUCAAAAGUAAAAAAUACAGUUACCUCUAACCCGGUCUCCCUACGAAAAUUCCCUUCUGGCCUUAAUUCCAAGGAUUGACCUUGUACCAAAUUCACUCUUAGGAUACUCAUGAAUGGAGAAGUCUGGUAGAGUGAAAUCUCUUGGAGAGAGAGAGAUUUGCUUUUGUUCUCUGAACUUAAGAACUCAGUAGCCUGUAUUCUUUUACAUGAUUCCUCUGUCUAUGCUAUCUAGGGACAGCCUUUCCCUGGCAGAAGUCAUCUUCACUCCUUUGAGGGCCACCCUGUCCUUGUGAGAAGACAGCAGCAAUAUGAAGGCAAGUCGUUCACUCACACCAGCUGCCUGCCUCCACCUGAGGUUUGGGGCACAUUUCUGACUGCCAGGCAUUAGAAAACAGCCUGUAGUUGCUACUGCUACUGCCUCCCUGCUACUUCUGUGCCACCUUUCCCUGUUUGCAAAGAAGAGACAACACAACUGCUAUUUUUCCCAGGUAACUGUGAUACACCUUGGUAUAAGCAGAGGAGACAUAACAUUCCACUUAGUACAGACAGGAAAAGAGAGAGAGACAGAAUUAAGAGUUCAUAAAAAAUAACUCUGCAUAAAUACACACACAGGUUAUGCAAACACUGCACAGAAGUGCGCGCUUUGUGGCCAGACGAUACAAGUCAGGGCAAUAACCAGCUGAGGAAGGAAAGAUCAUUCUUUGCCAAAUUAGUCCAAUCUUAGUAGAGGUAUAAUUAAAAUCACGCUAUUAAAUAUACUGUAACAACUAACACUAAGUUGUUCACGGCUACAUAAACAAGGAUCCGGGCACAACUCUCAUAACAACUUAGCACUGGAGACCAGUAAUUAAUUUUUCUGCGUAGAAGCCAUGACUGAACAUUAGUGUUCUCAGAGAAAAAGACAUCUUAUUUUAAGCCAUAGAAUGCAAAAUUUUAAGGUUUUAUUUAUAGAAGGCAAACUUAAACUUGGCCUGGCUAUAACUGCAAGUUUUCUUGUGUCCCCUUCUCAUACUGAACAGUCAAACAGUUAACAAGUACAAACACACACAUACACAUACACACACAUAAAUAUCACAGAAUCACAAUCGUACAAGUUGGAAGGGACCUCUGGGGAUCAUCAAAUUCAACCUCCCUGCUAAAGCAGGUUCCUAGAGUAUGUUGAAUAGGAAAGUGUCCAGGCAGGUGUUGAAUAUCUCCAGAGAAGGAGAUUCCACAACCACUAUUGGCAGCCUGAUUCAGUGCUCUAUUACCCUCACAGCAAAGAAGUUCUUCCUCACAUUUGUAUGGAACUUCCUGUGUUGUAGUUUUUGCCCAUUGUCCUUGUCCUGUCACUGAACACCAGUGAAAAGAGCCCAGCCCCAUCCAUUCGACUCUGCUCUUGAGGUAUUUAUAAACAGUAAUAAGAUUCUUCCAGUCUUCUCCAGGCUGAAGCGUUCCAGGUCUCCCAGCCUAUCCUUAUGGGAGAUGUUCCAGCCAUCUUUGUGACCAUCUGCUGGACUCUCUCCAGUAGUUCCCUGUUUUUAUGGAACAGAGGAACCCAGAUGUGACCUCACCAGGGCAGAGAAGAGGGGGAGGAUAACCUCCCUCAACCUGCUGGCCACUCUUGGGAUGUGUGUUUUGAUGCAUCCCAGGAUACUAUUGGCCUUCACGGCCACAACAGCACACUGCUGGCUCAUCACCCCAACAUCACCCUUUUCCGAUCACGGGUUUGCAGUAGUAGACAGCUCUAUAAUUCGGAUGCCUGUGUUAUGAGCCAAAUCUCUUUCCUUCUGCUUGUUGGAAGUCAGUAAGUCCUCAUGCAGCCUCAUCAUGCUACAGACAAUACUGUGGAUAUCCACUGGGACUAGCAUGCGGGCUAAUGAAACCAGUCUUAGACUACUACUAGUUUGAGCACUGGGCUUUCAGAUGUGCUUUUACUCAUAUCCAAGCAGUUUCAGUAUGUUGCUUGUGCAAACCUCUUGUGCUCCACAGUAAAACUAGUUUCUGAGACACAUACAGCCAACUUAAAGGAUUGAACCUGAUAUAGAGAACAAAAGAUGCUGAGGAAAAGUCCAGUAGAAAAUUUAUAAAGUAAAUAAUUUAGAGGAAAUGCUUGUAGAGCAUCUACAUGAGUUGCUUGCUUUAUACAAACUACAAUAUAAAAGCUGUUAAUAUCUGGCUGUUUAGUGAAUAGGUACAUGUUUAUUUUAAAGGACAGAUGAUAAAAUACAAGACCUACUAAAAUGGUAUUCAGAAUUAAAGUCACACAAGCUCAGUUUAGAAACUUCGCAAUUAUUCUGCACAGCAACAAAUGCAAAAUACAGUAAUGAGAGGCUUAUGAGAAACACAGCUGUGAAAAAAAUUCUUCUUUUUCCCACCCUCAAAUUUCUACAGUGCACUUAAACAAAAUAAGCUGUGGAAAAAAAAAAGGGGGGGAAGAAGGGGGGAGUUGUGGAAUGGUUGGAUUAUGACCAAAUACGUCACAGAAUUGAAUUUAUUUAAAUUGGGGGAAAAAAAAAAAAAAAAAAAAAACCUCUGGCAGCUUGGGGCUGUGCCCACUAAGUUGGGGAGCCUGUUCUAGGGCUCCCUGUGGUGAAGAACAUUUCCUAACACCCAACCUGGUUGCCCUUGACAUAGCUCCAUGACAUUCCCUCAUGCCCUGUCGCUGUCACCAGAGAGCAGAGCUCAGUGCUGCCUCUCCACUCCCUGUGAGGAGCUGCAGGCCACCAUGAGUCUCCCCCUCAGCCUCCUCUGCUCUGGGCCGAGUAAACCAUGGGACAUCAGCCACUCCUCCAGACCCUUUACCAUCUUCAUACCCCUUUUUUGAACACUCUCUUGUUGUUUUAUGUCUUUCUUAUAUAGUGGUGCCCAUAUUUGCACACAGUGCUCAAGGUGAGGCUGCACCAGAGCAGAGUGAGACAAUCCCUUCCCUCACCCAGCUGGCACUGCUGGGCCUGAUGCACCCAAGGGUAUGGUUGGCCAUUUUAGCUGCCAGGGUACACUGCUGACUUAGAUUCAACUUGCUGUCAGCUUGCUCUGCAGCUUCUUGACCUAUAGUCUGUAAAGAUAGCCAGGGCUGCCCUAUCCUAGGUGCAGAAUGUAGAACUUACUCUCAUAAACUUCAUGUGGUUGGUGAUUGCCCAGCCCUCCAAUUUGUCAAGGUCUCUCUACACUCGAGGGAGUCAAUGGCUCCUCCCUAUUUAGUAUCAUCUACAAAAUUACUUAGUAUAGCUUCGAGUCCUACAUCCAAGUCAUUUAUGAAAACAUUAAAGAGCCCUGCAGAACCCCACUAGUGACUUAGCCACCAGCCUGACAUCACUUAAUUUACUACAAUCCUUUGAGCCUGACCUGUCAGCCAGCUGUUCCAUCUACCAUAUUAUGUAUUUGUCUAUCUGUACGCUGGACAUUUUGUCCAGAAGGAUACUGUGAAAGAUGUUACCAAAAGCUCCACUGAAAUCCAAAAAAAUUACAUCAUCUAGCUUUCCUUGGUCAACUAGGUGGGUAAACUGGUCAUAAAAGGAAAUUAAGUUCAUUAAACAGCACCUUCCCCUUGUGAACCCAUGUUGGCUGUGACCAGUGACUACGUUGUCUUUCAGGUGUUUUCAGAAUAACCUCCAUCAUUUUGCCACACACUGGAAGUGAGACUGACAGGCCUGUAAUUACCCAGGUAUUCUUUAUCGCCCUUCUUGAAUACUGAGACAAUAUUUGCCAGCUUUCAGUGGACUGGGUACCCUCCAGAUCCCCAAGAUUGUUGAAAAAUAAUGGAGAGAGGUCACAUGAUGACACUGGUGAGCUCUUCGAGUACCCUGGGAUGAAUCCCAUUGUGCUCUAGAGACUUAUGUGCAUCCAGCCAGAGCAGCAAAUCCCACAGAAGUUCAAGGUUGGAUGGGAGAUUAUCAUGGUCAGAGUCCUCCAGCUCAGGGCUCCAGCAGUCCCAGGGCCAAAGACCAAACCAAAAAAGGCAUUAAGCAUCUCUGCAUCCCUAUUUGUGAGGUGA